GACGAGGGUACCUCCGUUGACAGCGGAAAUCCACAUGAAGUCGGUCGCCGUUUUUGUGUAUUGCACCGAUUAUCUAUAUAUUCUAGAAUCAGUGGUAAAAUGACUAAAAUCUAAUUUUAGUUUUUAAAACUUUGCAAUGAAAAAAAUAAGAAAUCCGUUUUUUCCUUCAAUCGCGUUAUUUUUCAACACUUUAAGAAAAAUAGGUACAUUUUUAUAAUUACUAAAUAGAAGAUCGGAUACGUGAGCAGAGAUGAGCAAAAAGUAUCAAUUUAUUCAAGUAUCAAUAAGCAAAUUUUAUUAUAUAGAUCGAUUAUUCAUACUAUUAUUAGAAAUCUCUUAGUAAAUAUAAUUUUCUAAUACUAAGGCUGUACAAAAUGUAAUUAUAUAAAUUAUAGAUGCAUUAUGAUUUGUGGAUGUUGUAUAGGCCUUUUGUAACAUUGGCGACUUCUAUAAUAUAUUAGUUAGCACUUAGCUGAUAGUUGUAACUAAGAAUCUUAGUUUUAUAUUUUAUGCUUGGAUUUAAAACUUGUUUUGUAUGAACUACGGAUAGAUGUGUAAUUAACCUAGAGUUUUAUCUUAUAAAUGAGGGGUAGAGGGAAGCAGGUGGAUCACAUAUUUGAAAUAUUUUGCUUAGGGUUUGAAAUAUGUUCAUCCUAAAAAAAAAAUGUGUACGUCUAUAGCUGUUUAUCCGACUUUUAGAAAAUAGCUCACUUGCUCUUUUUUAAGCUUUUAGCUCUGACUUUAGGGGUUGUGAAUGGGAUAUCAAGGGUUUCGAGUACGCACAUUGUUUUCGAACAGUCGAACACUAUGUUUGCAUUGCGAGGCGCUCUCUGGCGAUUAACUAAUGUCAGCUUAUGUGUAUUGAUCUCGAAUGUACAACGGGAGCGCGUCAAGGCCAAAGGCAUCGUCGACGUUGUACCGUUAUCGUCGUGCCAAUGCACGGCCAAUAGUAACGAAUCCUUCUUACUCACCACCAUAACACACAAUGGGUCCAAUGGCAAUGAAACGUUUGUUGAACCACGCCACCUUGUUGUCCCUGAUCACUUAUUUCUGUUGUCCGGUGACGGGCUGGCCGGCCGACAGCAACUUUUACAACGAGAUCAAGCGAGUCGUCUACGGCAACACCGACGACUUACCGCCGCUAGCAUUGCCUGUACAAGAGCAAAUAAGUAUAAACAGACCGAUUGAAGUCGAAGGAUGGCCAAGGAGUCCGAUACCCCGUCUUGGGCAAGUGAGUGGAGUGGCCAUGAAUACGGUCGGGCAGCCGGUGAUUUUUCAUCGAGGAAGCCGAGUUUGGGAUGAAAGUUCGUUCAACGAAACGUUUCACUAUCGGCACGUGCAGGAAGGGCCGAUUCUUACCAACACCAUUGUCACUCUGAACCCAAAAACCGGAGACGUGUUGUCCAGCUGGGGCGCGGGAUUCUUUUACAUGCCUCACGGUAUCACUAUUGAUCACCAAGGAAAUGUGUGGGUCACCGAUGUGGCCAUGCAUCAAGUUUUUAAGUUUUCACCUGGGGCGAAUAGGCCGUCGUUGACGUUUGGCAAAAGAUUCGAGAACGGUAAAGGGUACAGGACACUUUGCCAACCGACAUCUGUGGCCAUUGCCUCGACCGGUGAUAUAUUCAUCGCCGACGGAUAUUGCAAUUCCAGAGUUUUGAAAUACUCGGCCCGAGGAGAACUCUUGCGUGUAUUUCCGCACGCUAACGAGUUUUUGAGUCUACAAGUGCCGCACAGUUUGGCGUUGCUAGAACAACUAGACAUGAUUUGCAUCGCCGACCGAGAAGACAUGAGGGUGGUGUGUAGGGGAGCUGAACUCUCGGAUGACAGCAAGGAACAAGCCGCUUUAACAAUACAAGAACCGGACUUGGGCCGCGUUUACGCCAUAACCAACCACGGCAAUAUGCUCUACGCUGUCAAUGGUCCAACGUCACCUGUAAUUCCAGUUAGGGGAUUCACUAUAAAUCCGACGACCGAGACCAUUCUUGACCAUUGGCCUUUAGCUAAGGACGGCUUACAAGUGCCGCACGAUAUAGCUAUUUCCAAAGACGGAUCAUCGUUGUACGUGGCUUCCAUUACUCCAAACCGUAUUGUAAAAUAUACCAUGACGGCAGUUCCAUUGAAAAUUGAUUAAUCAAAAUAAUAAUAAUAAUAUUAUAACUCCAACUCUAAUUAUAUAUGCUAUUUUAAAUACACUAUUAGAACUCAGUUGCUGUUUAAGAUUAAUACAAUAACGUAUAUUUGCAGAAUCAAAUUUGUUAAAACUAUGUUAUGAUAUAGAGAAUAACUCGUAUGUCGUACGCGUUUCCUCGUUAGGUAUAAUUCUAUAUAAUAUCAUAAUAUGAUUUCAAAUACAUAUAGUAGUAUAGAGAAAUGUUUGAAUUAUUUUGAAGUUUCUAUAAUUAUUAUUUACUUGUGUAAACUUAUCAAAGUAUAUUUCCUGCGAUUAAUUGAUUAAAUUUUAAGCGUGCCUACAGGGCCUAAUUAGUAACUCAAUUGGACCAAUUUGUAAAAUGUUAUGUUGACUACUGAUUCUUGAACUUAAAACAAGGCAAUAAAGAAAAUUAUAACACUGUA
This is a messenger RNA of Adelges cooleyi (spruce gall adelgid), 2574 nucleotides long. RefSeq names its product peptidyl-alpha-hydroxyglycine alpha-amidating lyase 2-like. Gene Ontology annotation, cellular component: extracellular region. Gene Ontology annotation, molecular function: protein binding. The transcript is spliced from 7 exons. Lineage: Eukaryota; Metazoa; Arthropoda; Insecta; Hemiptera; Adelgidae. The record is from RefSeq and is a predicted model, not a curated record. Bases 986 to 2131 code for a protein of 381 amino acids.